Messenger RNA from Suncus etruscus (white-toothed pygmy shrew), 2514 nucleotides. It is a transcript of the gene XYLT1, whose product is annotated as xylosyltransferase 1. Gene Ontology annotation, cellular component: membrane. The transcript has 11 exons. Gene Ontology annotation, molecular function: protein xylosyltransferase activity. Lineage: Eukaryota; Metazoa; Chordata; Mammalia; Eulipotyphla; Soricidae. Bases 1 to 2511 code for a protein of 836 amino acids. Gene Ontology annotation, biological process: chondroitin sulfate proteoglycan biosynthetic process; heparan sulfate proteoglycan biosynthetic process. The record is from RefSeq and is a predicted model, not a curated record.
AUGCUCAACUUGGUCAAGAUGUUUCACAUCUUUGCUUAUGACAUAUCUGAUGGUUACUUCUCCCACCGCCCAAAAGAGAAAGUGAGGACAGACAGCAACAAUGAGAACUCAGUGCCCAAAGACUUUGAGAAUGUGGACAAUAGCAACUUUGCUCCUAGGACUCAGAAGCAGAAGCACCAGCCUGAGCUGACAAAGCGGCCCCUGAGCCGGCACAAGGAGCUUUUGAAACGGAAGUUGGAACAGGAGGUCCAGGGCCAGGGGCCCUCAAGGCCCGGGAAAGGCCCCAACGAAGUCCUGGCCCCUGGCAAUGGCAGCAGAGGGAAGGAAGUGCCCAGGUCUCCCCACACCAAGAGGAGCAGCGCCAGCUCCCCUGAGACCAGGAAUGAGCCACCGCCCAAGUGUGACAUCUCAGGCAAGGAGGCCAUCUCAGCCCUGUCCCGUGCCAAGUCCAAGCACUGCCGCCAGGAGAUCGGGAACACCUACUGCCGCCACAAGCUGGGGCUGCUCAUGCCGGAGAAGGUGACGCGGCUCUGCCCAUUGGAAGGCAAAGCCAACAAGAAUGUGCAGUGGGACGAAGACUCGGUGGAGCUCCUGCCAGACAACCCCGUGCGCAUUGCCUUCGUACUGGUGGUGCACGGCCGUGCUGCCCGGCAGCUGCAGCGCAUGUUCAAGGCCAUCUACCAUCGGGACCACUUCUACUACAUCCAUGUGGACAAGCGCUCCAAUUACCUGCACCGCCAGGUGCUCCAGCUUGCCAAGAAGUAUGCCAAUGUUCGUGUCACACCCUGGAGGAUGGCAACCAUCUGGGGUGGGGCCAGCCUAUUGGCCACCUACCUGCAGAGCAUGCGUGACCUCCUGGAAAUGCCCGACUGGCCCUGGGACUUUUUCAUCAACCUCAGUGCUGCUGACUACCCCAUCAGGACCAAUGACCAGCUGGUGGCCUUCUUGUCCCGAUACCGAGAUAUGAAUUUCCUAAAGUCACAUGGCCGGGAUAACGCCAGGUUCAUCCGCAAACAGGGCCUGGACCGACUCUUCCUAGAGUGUGAUGCACACAUGUGGCGCCUGGGAGACCGGCGCAUCCCUGAGGGCAUCUCAGUGGAUGGUGGCUCCGAUUGGUUCCUGCUGAAUCGGAAGUUUGUGGAGUACGUGACCUUCUCCUCUGAUGACCUGGUGACGCAGAUGAAGCAGUUUUACUCCUAUACUCUCCUGCCUGCCGAGUCCUUCUUCCACACAGUGCUGGAGAACAGCCCUCACUGUGACACCAUGGUGGACAACAACCUGCGGGUCACCAACUGGAACCGCAAGUUGGGCUGCAAGUGCCAGUACAAGCACAUUGUGGACUGGUGUGGCUGUUCCCCCAACGACUUCAAGCCGCAGGACUUCCACCGCUUCCAGCAGACAGCGCGUCCCACCUUCUUCGCCCGCAAGUUUGAGGCGGUGGUGAAUCAGGAGAUCAUCGGGCAGCUGGACUAUUACCUGUAUGGAAACUACCCCGCGGGCACCCCGGGGCUCCGGUCCUACUGGGAGAGCGUGUAUGACGAGCCCGACGGCGUUCACAGCCUGAGCGAUGUGGCCCUGACCCUGUACCAUGCCUUUGCCCGUCUGGGCCUGCGCAGGGCCGAGUCCUCACUGCACACGGCUGGGGCGAACAGCUGCAGGUACUACCCCAUGGGCCACCCAGCCUCUGUGCACCUCUACUUCCUUGCUGACCACUUCCAGGGCUUUCUGAUCAAGCAUCACGCCACCAACCUGGCUGUGAGCAAACUCGAGACACUGGAGACAUGGGUGAUGCCCAAGAAAGUCUUCAAGAUUGCCAACCCACCCAGUGACUUUGGGAGGCUGCAGUUUUCAGAGGUUGGCACUGACUGGGAUGCCAAGGAAAGGCUCUUCCGCAACUUCGGGGGGCUCCUGGGGCCCAUGGAUGAGCCGGUGGGUAUGCAGAAGUGGGGCAAGGGUCCAAACGUGACAGUGACCAUUGUCUGGGUGGACCCCGUCAAUAUCAUUGCUGCCACCUAUGACAUCCUCAUUGAGUCUACGGCCGAGUUCACCCACUACAAGCCACCCCUGAACAUGCCCCUGCGACCUGGUGUCUGGACCAUGAAGAUUCUGCACCACUGGGUACCCGUGGCUGAGACCCGCUUCCUCGUGGCCCCUCUGACCUUCUCCAACAGGCAGCCCAUCAAGCAGGAGGAGGCACUGAAGCUGCACGCUGGGCCCCCCCGCAGCGCCUAUAUGGAGCAGAGCUUCCAGAGCCUGAACCCCGUGCUCAGCCUCCCCAUCGUGCCCGCACAGCUGGAGCAGGCCCGCAGGAAUGCAGCAUCGAGCGGCGCAGGGCUGGAGCGCUGGCUGGACUCGCUGGUGGGCAGCAUGUGGACUGCCACGGACGUCUGUGCCACGGGUCCCACAGCCUGCCCUGUCAUGCAGGGCUGCAGCCAGACAGCCUGGAGCUCUUUCAGCCCUGACCCCAAGUCCGAGCUGGGGGCCGUGAAGCCCGAUGGGCGGCUCAGGUAGCAG